AGCUCCGCCCCGCGGGCCCGCGGGCACCGGCAGCGCGGCGCCGGGAGCCGUUCGCCGGGCCGGGCCGGGCCGGGCCGGGGCAGCGGGCGGCGCGCGGAAGCGGAAGUCGGCGGUGCCGGGCCGCGCCGGGCCGGGGCGGGCGGCCUUCCUGCGGGCCGCGCCGCGCUGCGUUGCGCCGGCCGCGGCCCCGGCGGCAUGGGCGAGAGCACCAGCCCCAUCAGCGUCAUCCUGGUGAGCUCGGGCAGCCGCGGCAACAAGCUGCUCUUCCGCUUCCCCUUCCAGCGCGGCGCCGAGCACCCCGCCGCCCAGGCCAGUAAACCAAGGAGUCGAUAUGCUGUGAAUAGUUCAGGUGACACCACAGAGGAUCAAGAUGGGGACUCCAGAGACCAAUGUCCUCUAACUGAUGAGCAAUUGGUUUCGGGGUUUUCCGAUGUCAUCCUGGCAACAAUUUUGGCUACUAAAUCAGAUAUGUGUGGCAAAAAAUUUGAACUGAAGAUUGAUAAUGUGCGUUUCGUUGGCCAUCCUACGUUGCUUCAACACGCCCUUGGGCAGGUAUCCAAAACUGAUCCCUCACCAAAGAGAGAGAUGCCCACUAUGAUUCUCUUCAACGUGGUGUUUGCCCUACGGGCCAAUGCAGAUCCAUCAGUGAUAAACUGCCUACACAAUCUCUCCCGUCGCAUUGCCAUCGUCUUACAGCACGAGGAGCGCCGUUGCCAGUACCUGACCAGGGAGGCCAAGCUGAUCUUAGCCAUUCAGGAUGAAGUGUCUGCCAUGCAAGAAACCACAGAAGGGCCACAGUCCCCUUUUCAUCACAUCCUGCCCAAGUGCAAACUGGCCAGAGAUCUCAAGGAGACUUACGACAGUCUCUGUACAACAGGGGUUGUCCGUUUACAUAUCAACAACUGGCUGGAAGUGAGUUUCUGCCUGCCGCAUAAAAUCCACUAUGUUGCAACAAGCUUUAUACCCCCGGAAGCAAUUGAGAGGAGUCUAAAAUCUAUCAGGCCUUACCAUGCCUUGUUACUUCUAAAUGAUGAGAAGUCAUUGCUUAAUGAGCUCCCGUUGGACUGCUCCCCUGCCCUGGUGAGAGUAAUUAAAACUACCUCUGCUGUGAAGAAUUUGCAGCAACUGGCUCAAGAUGCUGACUUGGCAUUGCUGCAGGUUUUCCAGCUUGCUGCACAUCUUGUUUACUGGGGAAAAGCAAUCAUUAUUUAUCCGCUGUGUGAAAACAAUGUCUACAUGCUAUCUCCAAAUGCCAGUGUGUGUCUUUACUCUCCGUUGGCGGAUGCGUUUUCUUGUCAGUUCCGGGGCCACAAUCUGCCGUCGAUGCUUUCCAAGUUCUCCCUCCCAGUUUCACUCUCCGAGUUCAAGAAUCCUCUAGCACCACCAGUUCAGGAGACUCAGCUCAUUCAGAUGGUGAUAUGGAUGCUCCAACAUCGGCUCCUUAUUCAGCUUCACACGUAUGUCUGUCUGAUGGUGCCACCCAACGAGGAAGAUUUCCGAGCCCAAGAUGAAGACAUGCCCUUUACUGCCAGAGUUGGAGGCCGAAGUCUAAGCACCCCCAAUGCUCUCAGCUUUGGUUCUCCAACUAGUAGUGAUGACAUGACUCUGACAAGCCCUAGCAUGGAUAAUUCCAGUGCCGAGUUGAUACCUGGUGGGGACUCGCCACUAAAUAAAAGGAUGACAGAGAAUCUACUGGCAAGUUUGUUGGAACAUGAGCGGGAAGCUAUCCUUAAUGUCCCUGCUGCCCAGAAUCCGGAAGAUCUCCGCAUGUUUGCAAGCAAAGACCCAGUCAUGCUGAUGCUGUCAUUCCAAGCAAGCUGUUCAUCAUUUUAAGAUGUGUAACCCCAUGCAAAUAUGAGACAGGGAAAAAGAGCAUCAGACAUAAAGCCAGCCUGAAUGCUUCUAUGGAGCAGCCUACAAAGGUUUCAAGGUCUGUUUUGCUGAGAUGAGCUGUUCAGCUGAUUAGGUUAGUUAGCUCUACAGGUUAAAGUCAUUGGGAUGUGUGAUUAGUAGCAUCCAGUUUUAUUAUUGCAAAUUUCAACACAACAAAGCUAUCCAGGACGUGGUUCUGCACAUUGUAAAAAGCAGAAUGACUUCAUUUCAUAACCAGCCAUCCAGGAGAAACGUGGGGGAGAAAUACUAGAUUUUUGGAAGCAUUUCAAAAUACAGUGGUAUCACUGGAAUGCAACUUUCACUGUUUUUUAUACUGGUGAAGAAGAAAACCACCUGGGGAAAGUGCCGCAGCUUUUCCCAUACUUCCCAGAUUCAGUCCAUAAUCCCCUAAAAAUCUGGUUCUCACCCUAGGAUUGAUAUAGUCAAGUAGCCUCAAGAGACUGCGUUGGUAAGGAAAUACUUCUCUUAUCUGCAGCAAAGUUUGCAGCUGUGCUGUGCUGUGCUCUUUUCAAUACGGAUCUCCCAUGCUCAUGGGUCUGUUCUGUUCUGAAGUACUCUUCUCCUCCACCUUUUGUAACUAGGUUCAUAACAGCAUCAAGACUGUUGAGAGGAUAUUCUCUGAGGGACAGCACUUUGGCCAUUUGAGAACUUGGAGAAUGUUCAGUUCUCAUUAGCAAAUAAGUGGUUACAAAACCUGUGAGAAAGAAAGAUAGAAACAAAAACACAGUUGGUGAUAUCUUUGGAUAGAAUUUGUGGGGGAGACUUUGGACCGGAUUAGUGGUGACGUAGAUUUGUAGUUGUCCUUGGACAAAGGAAACAAUUUAAUCAUUGCCUCCCUGUCACAGAAUGGUUGAGGUUGGAAGGGACUGUUAAAGAUCAGCUAGUCCAACCCCCCAUGUUGAGCAGGAUCACCUAGAGCAGGUUGUCCAGGACCCUGUCCAGAUGGCUUUUAAAUAUCUCCAAGGAUGGAGACUCCACAACCUCUCCAGGCAACCUGUUCCAGUGCUCAGUUACCCUCACAGGAAAAAAGCUUUUCCUUAUGUUGAGGUGGAAUUUCCUGUGUUUCAGUUUGUGCCCGUUGCCUCUCGUCCUGUCACUGGGCACCUCUGAGAAGAGUCUGGUCCCAUCUUCUUUACACCCUCCCUUCAGAUAUUUAUACGUGUUGAUAAGAUCCUCCCUCAGUCUUCUCUUCUCCAGGCUGAACAGUCCCAGCUCUCUCAGCCUUUCUUCAUAUGAGAUAUACUCUAGUACCUUAAUCAUCUUAGUGGCCCUUUGCUUCACUUGCUCCUCUAGGUCCAUUUUUCUCAUACUGGAGAGCCCAAAACUGGACACAGCAUUCCAGAUGUGGCCUCACCAGGGCUGAGUAGAGGGAAAGGAACACCUCCCUGGACCUGUUGGCAGCAUGCUUCCUAAUGCAGCCCAGGAUGCCAUUGGCCGCCUUUGCCACAAGGGCACACUGCUGGCUCCUGGUCAACUUGGUGUCCACCAGGACCCCCAGGUCCUUCUCUGCAGAGCUGCUUUGCAGCAGGUCAGCCCCCAGCCUGUGCUGGUGCCUGGGGUUAUUCCUCCCCAGGUGCAGGACUCUGCUCUUCCCUUUACUGAACUUCAUGAGGUUCCUCUCUGCCCAUCUCUCCAGCCUGUCGAGGUCCUUCCAAACGGCAGCACAGCCCUCUGGUGCAUCAGCCACUCCUCCAGUUUUGUAUCAUCAGCAAACUUGCUGAAGGUGUGCUCUGUCCCUUCAUCCAGGUCACUGAUGAAUAAGCUGAACAGGAUUGGACCCACUGUUGACCCCUGGGGUAUAUCACUAAUUACUGGCCUCCAGCUAGAUUUAGCGCCACUGAUCACAACCCUCUGAGCUCUGCCAUUCAGCCAGUUUUCAGUCCACCUCCCUGUCUGCUCAUCUAGCCCAUAGCCCUGUUGCCUCCCUCAUCUGGGUAAAACACCUGUGUGAAAACUUUUGAAUUGUAGAUGUCAAAACCGACUUUGGUUUCUCCAGAAAAUCAGCUGCCACAACCAGGCAGCUGUCUUAAUGAUGAUUAUUUUGCAGUUUGUGCGUGCAUCAGGUUCUUUAGCAAAGCCAUCUGGGGCUUUGCAAAGUCUCAAUUUCCAUUCCACCAUAGGUUGAACUGACAACCACGUAACUUUUUCCUAAAUCAACAGUGGGAGAGAAGAUACAGUAAACAAACUGCUCCUAUGGGUAGAAUGCUGGAAUGUAAAAAUAGUAAUGCUGUGCAAGAUGCUCGUGGUUACCUGUGACUUGAUGAGACACUGUAGCUUGGAGGCUGUGGGUGUAUUCUCUCUCUUUGUACUGUAAACCAUCAGAAGAUGAGGGUCUGGGUAAACCUAUCACUCCUAAUGAAAGUGUAAAAAAUUGCGGAGAAGCUCUUGCAGUGAAUGAGCCGAUCCUCCUCAUUACCCACUAGAUGUUACUGUGUCAGCUCUUCUUUUUGCUUCAUUUUGAGGCAUAGCAGCAUAAUGAAACAGCUCUGCUGUAUCAGCUGCAUCCCAGCACAAGCUCCUGCUGUAAAUGCAUGGUUAGUGCACUAAAUAUACUGUAACUGCCUUUCCAAGAAUAAUUUUGUGUGCAUGCAAAGGGAUAGUCUAGCUUCAGAAGAGCAAUAAAGUUCAGCCUGAUACAUUUUCCUAUGGUUAUGCUCCUGAACUUCUGUUAGUUUUUAUACAGAUAGCAGAAAGAGCUUGUACCUCUCCGUUACAAUGCACAGUCAGUAUUUGAAAGGCAGAAAUUUUAAGGGGAUGUAUAGAAUAUUGAAGUUUGGCUCUGUCACUGGCCACAUUAACCCUCAUAACAUCGAAUGGGAAUUCAGAUCCAAGUUCUUUUCUUAGGUGUUGCUGGAGGAGGAAUGGCAUGUCUCUCCAGAAGCAAACAUGAGAAGGAGACAAGAUCUUUUGGAGCUACAUCUUCAGUAUUGCACACAAAGCGUUGUUCCUCACUGCACAUCAGAUGGUGCUUUUAAAGACAGUCUGAGGCUUCACUCAUGGCUCCUCUCCCAAACCAUAGGUGUAGAGUCGCUCUCAGGAAUUUUUUUCCUGCUCUUAAAGGUUGGGAGAUGAAGGUCCUUUGCUCUGUUGGGGAAUUUUUGUUGGUUGUAUUCGACUGUGGACAGAUCUGCUCUCCUGUCUUCAAGCAGCACUGGUGGAAGGGUUUUCUCCUUGGCUACAAAUAAGCCAGGUUUAUUUAAAUGACCAGUCUGAGAUUGUUCCAGGAACUGCCAUCCUGUGUGCAGUUUGGGUCCCCUAAAUGUCCACUGCCCAACAAGGUGAAGAUAGUGCCCUGUCUACACUGGAGCUGUAAGCAAGGGUUCGUGGUGGAUCCUUUCUGUGGUGCAAUGUUUAUUGUGCUUUGACCUGCCAUUAUACUGGGCACUUCUCUCCACCCUGCCUAUGCAAGUGGUUUAUUCCUGUGCAAUGCCUUCAGUGUCCUGUCAGGAUAAGUUUUCCGUUAACUCGUCCUUUCUUAAUUGCUCUAUUUUUCCCCUCAGAAGGAGAUUAUAUCAUGUUUUGCAGGGACGGGUUGCCUGGGACACGUGCAUGCCUCUAGCUCCAUGCGUGCAUGCGGAGGGCACUCUGGUGCAUGUGGCGGAUAGGAAUCCACCACAGAAUUGCUGGGUUUGGGUCAGUCAAGGCGGAUGAGGAUCAUGAGUAAAGUGUGAGAUUCAGCUAGCCUAACCGAUAACUUCCAUGGUGUACACAUCUGAGCUUAUUGUCCUUUCAUGCAUAAUAUUAAAGGCAAACUGUGGUUUGGGCUGCUUUAGCAGGGGAGAGUGGCCAGCAAAUAGAGAGAAGUUGUUACCCCCUUCUGCCUGGUGCUCCACCUGGAAAACUGUCUAGUUGUCCCCUUUCAGCUUCCGCUCAGGUCAUGAAGGACAUGGAGGAACUGGAGAUGGUCCGGAGUUGGCUGCCAAGGUGGGCUAAGAUCUGAGGCACGAGACCUGUGGGGAGGCCGAGGGAGCAGGGCUUAUUCAGAUGGGCAGAGAGGAGGCUGAGGGGGAACUCAUACCUGCCAGUUUGAAGGGCAGUUACAACAGACAGUGGAGCCAAACUCUUCUUAGUAGUGGGAGACAGCAAAACAACUGUCAGCAGCCCCAAGUUGCGGCUUGGUAGAUUCUAGUUGGACAUUUUUGUCCCGGGAGGGUGAUGAAGCCCUGGACUGAUUACCCAGAUAUGUGGGGGGAUUUCCAUCCUUGGAGGGUUUCAGAGCUUGGCUAGAAAAAGCUACAGUGUUGGCAAUAGUCCUGCUGGAGCCGGAGGUUGGAGCAGAGACUUCAACAGUCUCUUCCAGCCGGCGUUUUUGUGAUAUUCUUUAAUAUCCUCUCUAGCUUUUAUUGGAAUGGAAAGUAUUUCAUCUUGACCUGUUAUGAAUCCAGACUCUUCCUGAGUAUAGAAUGGAUUUAUUUAUUGGAAAAUUGCUUUGUCUGCAUUUCCAUUGAAGGCCAGCUCAUCGGCGUUUGCAUGGAAGACAGUUGUGCCGGAGGCUGAGACUAUGACUAUCACAGUGAGCAGCUUUGUACGAGGGAGAGAAUAUGUAGCUUUUAAAAUCUUUUUUAAAACCACUUUUUGAGCAGUGAUACAAGUUAGGGGAGGAGCUUUAGACAAGGCAGAAAUAAUAACACAGUGCCCAGCUGAGGUUAGACAGCAUUUGAUUCAUCUUGGAAAAUUGUAGCUAAUACAUCUGGGCCAAAAUGAAAGGGAGAAAUCUAGAAAGCAGAUUCUUUUGAGGGAAUAAUCUGGUAGAAGUGAUAAUGAUGAAGGCCAUUUUUAGAGAUAAAGGAUGUCUGGGCAAGCUCAUUCCACAGGUAGCUAAAACACGAGUGUGUAAAGAAUAAAAUUCCAAGACCAGUAAGUAUGGUCAAAAAUUAUUGUUAAUACCUCUGGGAACAUUUUUGACACGUACACACGCAAACCCCCGUGUUUCCUGCUGAUGGCCGCUGCUCGAUGUACUUGUUAUCAGCGACCCAGGGAAGGGAACUGAUUAGUCUAAUUUAAUUGCCCAGUGGGAGAUACUGCAGCAGGCAAAUGCACAGCACAGAGAGUGGAAAAGUAAAUAUUGCUGGAGCUUGUCCUUCUGUUGUUUCUUUGUACCACGUAUAGGAAGACAUAUCAAUUAUGCUCUACAUAAUGGUGCCAGCUUGAGAGCUGGAGGAUGGGCAUCGGAGCAGAGGGGAGUUUGCAGUGUGUCGUGCUUGCAGCACGUGCCCAUUUUGCUGUGGGCUGCACGCGGUGAGGCUGCCUGCAGGGAUGAGGGAGCUGAGGCUGGUGUGUGGCUCUGGGAGAUGCUUCGUGCUUACAUAGCUGACCGGGCUGGGAGCGUCAGGAGGGCGAUAGGAGCAACGUGGCAAGUUGGGGAGCAGAGAAACGCAAAUGCCAGUGGACUGGAGAUGACUUGUAAGGUAAAGCCUACACUCUCUCCGUGGUGUCAGGGAAGAUGUGAAGGAGGGAGACUUGUUGCACGACGAUUCCUUUCCAGUCACUCACAAAGGGUGGUGGGGUAUAGCCUGAAUAACAGGUCAGCGUAUUCCUUAGCUGCAUCUGGGUAUGGAAACGAUAGCAAAAGCUGCUGAAGCCCAGAGCAGCGUACGUGUGAUGUGUAACACAUGCAGGCACACGUCUGUGUUUAGCCGAGGAAGUGAUCCUCACAUUUUUGUUUGGGCCUUGGCUAGUGGGAGUAUUUUGAGUGAUAUGUGCAGUGUGGUUCCUGUGUUUGGGAGGUUGUUCAGACAAUUAAGAGACUGAGCAGCAAACUAGAGCUUCGUCUGGAGGGCUGGCUCAGUGGUUCGCACUGCAGGGUCUCUGGGGAACAAGUCCACAGCCACUGGUGACCUGCUGCAGUGGAAAGGCUGCAGAGGUCCGUCCUCGACUCUCUCGGCUUGACUGUGCAGCACUGAGGUUAUCUAAUGUCUGUGUAUCGUGUUGGUUACUCUGCAUACAUGUAUCAAUGCUGUCUUUUUCUAAAGAGAAUUAGGAAUUACUGCAGCCAUUGUAGUAUUAGCUGAGACUUCAGGGUUUGGGGGUUCCUUGGAGGCUUUACAACUCCCAGAGCUUCUCUGUGGUGUCUGUGGUCAAAAUUUCCAUCUCCCAGCUGUGUCUGCACCACCUACCCCAGGCUGAAUAAACUCAAGAGUGUAAAACCUGUAGUUGUAAAACCCUUCAGACUGCUGUGAGGGAAAAUAUACUCUUAAAUUCGAAAAGACAGUGUAGUUACACAGGCCUCUGACACAGAGCUCUGACAUACUGCACUGCAGACCCAGCUAAGCGACUGCACAGGUAAAUCUGUCACUCCUUGACUUCUCAAGGCUUCUUGGUGCUUGUGUUUCCUUGCUUUCUGGAGCUAAAACAGCGUUCAAAAUUGACAGUCUCAGGAAAUGGUAGGAAAUCUUUUGAUACAAGGAGGACCUUCGUAGUACCCAGUAGACUUUACUCAUGCCUCUGCCCGUUUGCCCUGCAGGUUGCAUUUCCUUGUUACAGGCUGGUUGCUCUGAGAUGGAGGUACCAGGGCAGUGUGGGUGUGGGGCAUCCAUCGGGAGAGGCUGGGCACUGAGGAUGUAAAGAAAGCAGGAUGGAAAUUGGGUACCUAAGUAGAUGAGAAUUUGGUGGGUCAUGUUUCCUGUAUUGCUUUUCCAGGGAACAUGUGUGUUAGGUAUGUCUAAAGGUAAGAAUAGAUUCAUUCACUUGUCAUCUAAAAUGAGGGAUGCAAACCAACUCCCUUCUGAUUUGCAUCCCAUCACGGGGAGACCUUGAGGGUGGCAGGACUCCAGUUCUUGCUGUGUGCACUUGCUUUUGGCCCAUGUGCCUCACUUGCUCUCCUUCCCCGCAGACUGCUGCACUACUUCCGAGGACGACACCAUU
Molecule: messenger RNA, 8757 nt
Organism: Dromaius novaehollandiae (emu)
Lineage: Eukaryota; Metazoa; Chordata; Aves; Casuariiformes; Dromaiidae
Gene: NPRL3
Product: NPR3 like, GATOR1 complex subunit
Exons: 14
Coding region: 196-1833 (545 amino acids)
Biological process (GO): positive regulation of autophagy; cellular response to amino acid starvation; negative regulation of TORC1 signaling
Cellular component (GO): GATOR1 complex
Source: RefSeq, a predicted model, not a curated record